Molecule: messenger RNA, 7581 nt
Organism: Hypoxylon trugodes
Lineage: Eukaryota; Fungi; Ascomycota; Sordariomycetes; Xylariales; Hypoxylaceae
Exons: 9
Coding region: 1-7581 (2526 amino acids)
Biological process (GO): protein deubiquitination
Cellular component (GO): cytosol; nucleus
Molecular function (GO): cysteine-type endopeptidase activity; cysteine-type deubiquitinase activity
Source: RefSeq, a predicted model, not a curated record
AUGGAUCAGGAUUCGAGAUCGUCCGAGCCGCGAGAACGUGCCGUCUCCUCCGAGCCUUGCUCAACUCGACCUAAUCCUUUUGACGACGGUGAUCUCUCCGCCCGAAAACGCCGUAGGACAUCUCUUUCCGGCUCCCGGAGUGCGUCUGUCGACACUCUACUAUCCGGAGACGACGCUGCCGCAUCUUCUGAAUCUAACAUCAUGAAGAUCGACACCCCCGAGCCACUCCCCCCGAGCACUCCAGCUCGUUCAGAACCUGUUGCAGAACCUACUACCGAACCCGUGUCGAGCAAGGUCACCAUCAACCUUAGGAAUGCUGAUAGCCUUGAAGAUACCCCUUCUUCCCCUUCUUCCCCCACACCUUCAGGUUUUCGCAAGAACCCUAUAAAAGUCAGCGUAGAAGAGUCCGAAGUGUACAUGACGCAAGCUACCCCGAUCGAGGAUGCAUCGUCAUCAGAGUCCGAUCUUGACAGUUCUGAAAUACCUGCCGUAUCCCAGGUAGACGACGUUAUAUUCUGUGGUGCAACGCCUCUGCUGGCAGAUGAAAGAGCGACACUUUUCAGUGCUGUUUUGUUAGACUUCCCGUAUCACAGCGAAGGGGAACAGCAUCACGAAACAGUCGCCCGUCUUAACGAGUUCUUCCGCCAACAACCUUCACACGCCGAUGAGCCCUUGCAUCUUCUGCAUGGAUGGCUAUGCCGAUACGUAAUGCACGCGACGAUCGAAUAUUACCCUAUAGUCAUGGAGGCACAUCGGGAGAACAAGCUAUUCUGGCAGGCUCUUCCUGACCUCUUCCUUACCGUGGCUAAUCGAUACGGCUAUUCGAAGACAGGCCCGACCCGAGAGGUUGUUGGCGUGAUGUUUGUGCAAUUAGCCAAGAUUACCGGAUUUCUUCUCGCAAUUGACUGCCAAACGCUAAUGCAGGCUGCUAACAAGGGCAGCGGCGACUUUGAUUUGAUAUCACCGGGUUUCCUACGACUAUUUAGUAGCAUACCGAACAAGGAGGAAAGUCAGGCUGCUAGUGGCCUUAACUUAGCGAGUAAUCCGAAAUUUUCCGAGGCUCUUGACGAGCUUCAAGCGAGCAGCGAUGGAUUUCAGGCUCAGCUGGGUCGCUUUACUGAUUUACUGAUGAACAACCUCCUCCAGUCCCCGAAGAGAGUAAUGGAUAGCCUUGUCGGCCUUAGUUGGCUUGUGGAUGCCCUUAUGCGUGACAGCUUCAAGAAGCAGUCACUGCCCGGAUCUUAUUCCCCAGACUGUUUAGAUCGCGCGAGAAAGAAUAUGAUCUAUGGCCUCGAAUAUUUCAUGGCUAUUUCGGCUGCUAUAGACACAGUAAUCGAAAAAUCUACGAACAACCUAGGCUCCGAUACCGCAUUGAACCUAAUUAAUUCUUUAACGAGCAUAUUCAAGCACGGCCUUCUCGGAAAUAAUAACGAGGCUAUUCGCCUUGUUCAAGAUCAUCAGCAGCAGCACCCAGAACUUGAAGACCGAUUCACGCACGAGGCGAUGCCACUCGAAUGGCGGAUGAACAUAUUCUGUAAGAUGGUUAGAUCUCGCCAGAUGCAACUGAGGGUUUCAGCGGCGACUUCUUUGUGUGAGGAUCUAGUUAUGCAAUGGAGAUCUUUUGCAGAUCAUCACGAAGUAACAGAUGAUAAUCCCCAUUUGAUAUAUCUUCGAUACCUGUCUGGUUACCUCCUCGGAACCGGGAUCGUCGACUACCUGCUUGGGCCAACAUGCCACCCGGAAAUUACCCAAGCCAGCUUUAACAUUGUUGGAUUUUUAGCUGUAACAAAGACGUACACAACCUCGCAAACGGACCUCCUCUGGCAGACCCUGGUAUCCGCCCAGGACCCCCGCAUCUCUGAUGCUAUAGUCCGCAUGAUGUCCAAGGUCGUCAGUCUCCUUCAGUUGGAUUGUCUCUUCUAUAUGUGUGAGAAGUUUUGCGACCUACCGAUAGAUUCUUUUUCUUCCUGCAUGAGGGAUCUUUUCGAGCACGUUACCAAGCAAGUUCAGGAGAAGGCUAAUUACAUGUUUAUCCCUCUUCCUCCGUAUAGAACGUGCCUCCGACUACUGCGAGAGUCUUCCGUCUAUGGGUCACAAGGCUCCGUGGCGUAUCCAGAGAUUCACCAGUUUGCUGCUGCAAGAUUCAGCGCUCUUCUACAUGGGGGCCCAGACAAUGUGGGGCGUCAGAUUAUAUGGAUGGACUGCGUGAACGAUAUUGCAGCCAAGUCUCCAACGACUUCUGGGAGCCUGCACGCGCUUAGCACACUAAUGGGUACCAUUCCUCAACUACAAACAAUAAUAACGGAGAACAACCUAACACAGCUUCUUAUCGACGAAUUAGAAUCUACGAUUGCUGAUGCAAAGGCUGUUGGGUUCACCCCUGUCUACGCAAAUCCUAUUGGCAGCGCUCGUCGAAGAAUUCUCUCCGUUAUCAUUGCGAACCACGGUUCUACUAUUGGCUCGGAGCUCGGCCAGCGUCUCUGGGAUCUUCUAGUAGGGAGUGGUGCGGCAUGCCAAGAUGAUAGAAAGGCUGCUUGGGACGACUUGAAUAUGGCACUUAAGAGAACACGAUUGGACAAUCCUUUUCUUAAUGCCUGUUUGCGAGAAUAUCUACCGACGUUGCCGCCUUCCUGUUAUUGUGGAGGCGCAUUGGCAUUCGUUCGGGAGGCGAUCAUUCCCCUUGCAAACGAUAUUAAUGGUAUGAUUCUUGACGACGAAGACAGCAUUAAGUCCUCUGGACUUGAAUUGCUUUGGCAUAUGAUAUUGUCGGCACCACCCUACACCAUCGAGGAUACAGCAAUCUCAACACUUGUCCACGAUAUAUAUGUUGACAGCAAGUCGAUAAUCUCGUAUCCUCUACAUCGUGCACGAAAGGUUCAUUUUACCCUUGUUCAGCGUUGCUUGGGGCAACUAAAAUUCGCGGCCCAGAAAUUGAAAGGAUUUGAUGAUGGCACGCCGGCUGGCGACAACCUUUCGGCGAUGAUCGUUAUUAAGGAUGAACAACGCCAAGAGCAAGAAUUACAAUUCAUAAGAUCGUUACAAGUCUUGAUAACACUCUUGAAGGCGUUGCAGAGCAGACCUCAUUUCGCAGCGCCAGACUUGCGAUCGCUAAUGCUGCAAGCCCCUAGCCCCGUCGACGGUGACCUUGCCGAUUUGAAAUAUCAAUCUUUCGACGGCGACGAUCAGACAGAAGUGAGAACGCUAGAUAUUGGGCUCAAGAAUACAGCCGCUUCGCUUCUUGCUAGUCUGCGUGAAGCUACUGGCUUCGACAACUACCGACUAUAUUAUCGCGGACAACCACUCGCGCCGUCGGAGGGUGCUAUAUGCAAAUCUAUCGAGGACCUUGAUAUUAGAAACGGCCUAAUUCUCGUGAAAAGGGAGAUAGGAGUUGCGACUUCCCCCAAGCGCAUUAAACCGGGAGCUUCACCACUUGAUAUCGAGAUUCUAAGUCAUUUUAAAGACUUAUGGGAGUAUCUAAGUAUGAAGGAGGAGCUAGCACGAGAGAUCUACCUCUUCCUUGGAUCACUACCGGCUGAUGAUUCAAUCCUGACGGCGUUCGAGAAUCCUGCAACGUCUUACCGAGAUGUAUUCCCACUUGGACAGCCUUUCAAGUCGUUAUAUGCUCUACAUGCUCUUCGCGAAUACCUCAGUACCAGACGGCUCAAGAGUAAUGUGAUGCAAUUGUCUUUACAGGAUGGCGAGGUCCAGGCUGAGGGCGAAAAUGACCAGCAGGAGGCUUUAGCCAAAGCAAUGUCGUUAAUUAUUGCAGCGAUCUGUGACUCUGAGGUUGUCGAGCGAGGUGCGAGCGAGUCUUUGCAACUCAGACUGAGCCUUGAACUUAUAGAUAAUUUUGUUCAGCUCUUGAAAGAAAUCGACGACGUUGAAGCUGUCGUGGGGCUUCUAAACUUAGACUUACAGGAGCGACUGUCAACGAUACUAAAAGGUGCCGCCGCCGCCCAGACAAACCAGAUCAGCAUUGAGUUGAUCAAUCGAUCAUUUGAGGCCUUACUUGAGUCAUGCGCGAAAAGUGAUGCAUUCUGGAAGGGAUUUCGAGAUCAGACAGGGGUGCAGAAAGUGGUGCAGAGCCUCCUACUCGAUGAUGCACGCCCAAUCGUGAGGAACAACAUUGCGAGGCUGAUUACCCUCAAGUGUCUCCAGGACCGUGAUGUGUCUGGCGCACAAGCGCUCGAUUUCGCCGAAUUAUUCUGGCCCAUCGUAUUCCAACUCGUUCCUCGAGCCGUUAAGGAACCGAGUAAAUGCGAAGAGACGUUUAAUCUUUCCUUCCAGUUGGUACAGAAGCUUAUUGACAGCAACUCUGAUGCAGUUGACUUGCCCGCUUGUCUUAGACAGUGUGGACAACUUUUACUAUCGCAUACAACGACAGUAGAUAUAGCCCACCCAGGCAAGGAUGUUAUAGCGCACGGACUCAUCACAAUUCUAAGCAUUGGUAUCACGGAAGCAUCAUCGAAGGAGCGGGUUCAAUUCGGUCCAAAUUUCGUGCCAAGAUUGUUCUCGAAACAUCUCUUCCCGCCGGAGGACGAGGACGGGCCAUUGGUGCCAAAGGUGAUCCUACAUACUCCUUCUCGAUCUAUGCUCUAUGAUAUCAUACUCGCAUUGGCUAGGGACGACAUGACACUAUCUACCCGCUUACUACACGAACUAGACAAACUCACAGAUCUCCGGAUUGAGGACGGGAUCGACGAGUACAAGUAUGACCUCCCGCAGCUUUUUGAAAGGUCCAACGCCAUUAGAUCGUCUUGUGGAUACUCUGGACUACGGAAUCUCUCAAAUACCUGUUACUUGAACUCGUUGUUUACACAGCUCUUCAUGAACAUCGGAUUUCGCCGGUUCAUGCUUGAGAGGCGGGUUAGGAACCCCAUGGCCCAUCCAUUACUUCACGAGACUCAGGUUCUCUUCGCGUUCUUGCAGGAUAGCCGACGGCGUUAUGUAGAACCACAGGCUUGUGUUGGGCAAAUCAUGACGUACGACGAGGCCCCCAUUGACAUCCAUAACCAAAUGGACGUGGAUGAAUUCUAUAGUCUCCUCUUCGAUCGAUGGGAAGCUCAGUUCUCCUCGGAGACUGACAAGAAGAAACUCAGAUCGAUGUACGGGGGUGAAUUGGUCCAACAGGUUAAAUCUAAGGAGUGUCAACAUAUCUCCGAGCGUAUUGAACCCUUCUCUGCUAUACAGUGUGAUAUAAAAGGGAAAGCAGGUCUCGAAGAAAGCCUCCAGGCCUAUGUAGACGGAGAGAUCAUGGAAGGAGACAACAAGUAUAAGUGCUCUGAUUGCGACCGACACGUGGAUGCAGUCAAGAGGGCAUGUCUCAAAGACAUUCCGGAUAACUUGAUUUUCCACUUAAAGAGAUUCGAUUUUAACCUUAGGACUCUAAUGCGCAGCAAAAUCAAUGACUUUUUCCCAUUCCCAACCAAGAUAGACAUGCAGCCCUAUACCAUCGAGCACAUCAGUGAUCCCUCGCGCAACGCGGAGCCGGAUAUAUUUGAGCUAGUGGGAAUUCUUGUACACUCUGGGACGGCGGAAUCCGGCCAUUACUAUUCGUACGUCAGGGAGCGCCCGACAACAUGCAGCACACCGCCCUGGGUUGAAUUCAACGAUGAAAUCGUGACAUCAUGGGAUCCCUCUCAAAUGGAAAAUGCAUGUUUUGGAGGGGCAGAUUAUCGAUCUCAAUUUGAAGGCGGGACUACCUACGAGAAGGUAUACAGCGCUUAUAUGCUAUUCUAUCAGCGGUCAUCCUCUUUACAGAAGGAACAAGAAGAGUUACUAAAAAUACCAGGCCAGACUGGCCCCUUCAGAGCUAGCCUUCCCAGAGCUCUUGAGGCCCAGAUCAAGGAAGACAAUUGGUCGAUUGUGCAACGCCACUGUCUGUAUGAUCCAUCCCACAUGCCAUUCGCUUACGAGGUCCUCAACAAUACGUGGGGACAAAAAUGCUCAAAGGACCAUAAGAAGGAAAAUUUAGCAAUGCAAACGGCACUUGGACAUUUGGAUCAAAUUGCGUCGCGAGCCAAGGACCUCCCGGAUUUCGACCGAUUGAAGACCCUCAUAAUAAAGGUCUGUCAUCGAUGUUCCAUGUGCUGUUUCUCGUUCUUCGACUACUUCAGACGUCAUAAAGACACCUUGCGCAUGCUCCUACAAAAGAACUCGGAUGCCGGGGUGCGUCAAGACAUAGGGAGAAUGCUCAUAUAUGUUCUACGCGUUAUUAAAAAAGAGUACCCGGAAGAAUACGGCCCAUCGGACAUCGAGGAUGAUGCGAUAUCCCGUGCAAUAGGACGAAGCUACAGCGUAAUGGAUUCGACCCUGGAUCUGUUCCAAAACAUUUGGGAAACUUUCCACUCGCGCAUCAACUCCUGGUCCGAAUGUUUUGGAACAAUGUAUGACUUUGCCCACUUGGGACGCGAUGAAGUAUUAAUGUGCCUGGAAAGAGAUUACCUAUUCAAGCUCCUCUCGGUCAUCGCAGUUGACCAGAUCUUUGACCUGCCGGCACAAUACGCUAGACUUCUCAAUGCGGUGUCGAGAAGAACGGCGAGGCCGCCUAACUACGAAAGCAUUAUUGCUCUGGUUGAUGAACUCUUAUCGGUUAUCGACCCUAAUAUGGAUCGCAAUUUCGUCGACGAAGCCCAGAGUCGAACUUCACUAGUUCUUCAAGGCGAACCUGUUCCUUUGACAUUUCAGGAGGGCAACUUUCUAUUUAGAGAUUGGGCAAAGAACCAAGCCAACAUUUUUAUGGAAAAGCUUAUUUCCCUUCAACAGAAUUUUCAAGCCACAGAUUCCAUCAUCAUACGCCUCAUAGGAUCCAGCAGGUCACUAGACCAAAAGGCAUACAAUACUCUAAAAAUAUGCAUUACUGGAGACCUAACGUCUCAUAUGGUAAUGCCCUUCCUGCGCGUUGCUGCGGUAUAUUGCCGAUACAGCACCAACACCAGAAAUGUCCAACUCCUGAUGGAGCAUAUUUCCAAUCAAUGCAAAAACUUGCAAAAUGCCGAAGGUCGAUACUUUCUUGACUUCCAGCGGGAAACCUUCGAUGGGCCGCGAAACACUGGCGAGUCGAUUGAGAUGAUUCAUGUGCAUAGUUUAUCCCUUAUCCCCAAGUGGGCUCCAGGGUUGCUGGGAUAUAUCGACCACGCAGUCAGCGAUGAUGUGGGCUUCUUCCUGCAAGAUAAGCUAUUCAAGUAUGGGCCCUCUCCUGCUUUCGGGGAAAGUGAUGGUGGGCUUCAAAGAUCUCGAAUGAUGAAUCAAACAGUCAAGCGCCUAGCAAUCUCCUGCCUGGAGUACCUAAAAGAUACAUAUGUUACCCGCUCAGCACAGGCCGCUAGAUACACAGUCGUCCCCUUGGAUCAAGUGAUAAAGAAGUGCGACGUGUAUUUCGAAUUUGAUGAGGACGUGGGUGAUGGUGGCCUCGAAAAACGCUACGCAGAUCUUCGCCAAAAUGUAAUGGAACCAAUGGCAAGGCUUACAGUCGACGAAAUUGAAGAGGAUGGUUCCGAUUGGGAGCAGUCGGUCGGCUCUUCGGAACAGCUGGAUAACUUGACAGAUCUCAGCAUGCAAAUCGACCGUGAUUUAGCAUAA